This is a messenger RNA of Talpa occidentalis (Iberian mole), 2727 nucleotides long. RefSeq names its product amyloid beta precursor like protein 2 (gene APLP2). Gene Ontology annotation, molecular function: heparin binding; serine-type endopeptidase inhibitor activity; transition metal ion binding. Gene Ontology annotation, biological process: central nervous system development; axonogenesis. The record is from RefSeq and is a predicted model, not a curated record. Lineage: Eukaryota; Metazoa; Chordata; Mammalia; Eulipotyphla; Talpidae. Gene Ontology annotation, cellular component: membrane.
CCGGACCGUGCGGGUGAGCGUGAGAGCCGAGCGCCAGCGCGACCCGGCGAGACAUGGCGGCCACUGGGACUGCGGCCGCCGCGGCCACGGGCAAGCUCCUCAUCCUGCUGCUGCUCGGGCUCACCGCGCCCGCCGCGGCGCUGGCCGGCUACAUCGAGGCUCUUGCAGCCAAUGCUGGAACAGGAUUUGCUGUUGCUGAGCCUCAAAUUGCAAUGCUUUGUGGGAAGUUAAAUAUGCAUGUGAACAUUCAGACUGGGAAGUGGGAACCUGACCCAACAGGCACUAAGAGCUGCUUUGGAACAAAAGAAGAAGUUCUUCAGUACUGUCAGGAGAUGUAUCCAGAGCUACAGAUCACAAACGUGAUGGAAGCAAACCAGGCAGUUAAUGUUGACAAUUGGUGCCGGAGGGACAAAAAAGAGUGCAAGAGCCAUAUUGUGAUACCUUUCAAGUGUCUUGUGGGUGAAUUUGUAAGCGAUGUUCUGCUAGUUCCGGAAAAGUGCCAGUUUUUCCACAAAGAGCGGAUGGAUGUGUGUGAGAAUCACCAGCAUUGGCACACUGUGGUCAAAGAGGCCUGUCUGACUCAGGGGAUGACCUUGUACAGCUAUGGCAUGCUGCUGCCCUGCGGGGUCGACCAGUUCCACGGCACCGAGUAUGUGUGCUGCCCUCAGACAAAGAUCAUUGAAUCUGCUGUGUCAAAAGAAGAGGAGGAGGAAGAGGAGGACGAUGAAGAGGAGGAAGAGGAGGAGGAGGAGGAGGAGGGAGACUAUGAUAUUUAUAAAAGUGAGUUUCCUACUGAAGCAGAUUUGGAAGACUUCACAGAAGCAGCUGUAGAUGAGGAUGAGGAAGAUGGGGAAGACGGGGAGGAAGUGGUGGAAGAUCGUGAUUACUACUACGACAGCUUUAAAGGAGACGACUACAACGAAGAGAACCCAACCGAACCCAGCAGUGAUGGGACUGAUGCAGAGAAGGAGAUCACUCACGAUGUUAAAGCUGUCUGCUCCCAGGAGGCGAUGACGGGGCCCUGCCGGGCCGUGAUGCCUCGUUGGUACUUCGACCUCUCCAAGGGAAAGUGCAUGCGCUUUGUAUAUGGCGGCUGCGGAGGCAACAGGAACAAUUUUGAGUCUGAGGAUUAUUGUAUGGCUGUGUGUAAAACGAUGAUUCCCCCGACUCCUCUGCCAACCAAUGAUGUGGAUGUAUACUUCGAGACCUCUGCAGAUGAUAACGAGCAUGCUCGCUUUCAGAAGGCUAAGGAGCAGCUGGAGAUUCGGCACCGCAACCGGAUGGACAGGGUAAAGAAGGAAUGGGAAGAGGCUGAGCUUCAAGCAAAAAACCUCCCCAAAGCGGAGAGGCAGACACUCAUUCAGCACUUCCAGGCUAUGGUUAAAGCUUUAGAGAAGGAGGCAGCCAGCGAGAAGCAGCAGCUGGUAGAAACCCACCUGGUUCGAGUUGAAACAAUGCUGAGUGACCGUCGCCGUGUGGCCCUGGAGAACUACCUGGCUGCUUUGCAGUCUGACCCUCCACGGCCUCAUCGCAUCCUCCAGGCCUUUCGGCGUUAUGUCCGUGCUGAGAACAAAGACCGCCUGCAUACCAUUCGUCACUACCAGCACGUGUUAGCUGUUGACCCAGAAAAGGCGGCCCAGAUGAAACCUCAGGUGAUGACUCACCUCCUUGUGAUUGAGGAAAGGAGGAACCAGAGCCUCUCUCUGCUCUACAAAGUACCUUACGUAGCCCAAGAAAUCCAGGAGGAAAUUGAUGAACUGCUCCAAGAACAGCGUGCCGACGUGGACCAAUUCACUGCCUCCAUCUCAGAGACCCCCGUGGACGUCCGGGUGAGCUCGGAGGAAAGUGAUGAGAUCCCACCAUUCCACCCCUUCCAUCCCUUCCCAUCCUUACCUGAAAACGAAGACACUCAGCCGGAGUUGUACCACCCAAUGAAAAAAGGCUCUGGAGCGGGAGAACAGGAUGGAGAACUGAUAGGUGCCGAGGAGAAAGUGAUUAACAGUAAGAAUAAAGUGGAUGAAAAUAUGGUCAUUGAUGAGACUCUGGAUGUUAAAGAAAUGAUCUUCAAUGCUGAGAGAGUGGGAGGCCUUGAGGAGGAGCCGGAAUCAGCGAGGCCACUUCGGGAGGACUUCAGUCUGAGCAGCAGUGCCCUCAUUGGUCUGCUGGUCAUUGCCGUGGCCAUCGCCACAGUCAUUGUCAUCAGCCUGGUGAUGCUGAGGAAGAGACAGUAUGGAACCAUCAGCCACGGGAUCGUGGAGGUUGACCCAAUGCUCACCCCAGAAGAGCGUCACCUGAACAAGAUGCAGAACCAUGGUUACGAAAACCCAACCUAUAAAUACCUGGAGCAGAUGCAGAUUUAAGGGAGAAGAAGCUCGAGCACCCCCAGUUGGAGUGGGGCGGUGCAGGUGGGCAGGAGAGGUCCAGCAUCUUGGAUCGACUACUGACCAGCUACUUCCAGAGGAUUUCAUCUUACAUUCAGACCUCCUGGAUCAUUAAGACUAUAAAGUACUACUGUAGAAUCACAAUUUCCAUUCUUUUAAAUGGGUGAAAAAAUGUUAAUAUAACAAUAUAUGAUAUAUAAACCUUAAAUGAAAUGAAAAAAUGAUCUAUUGCAGAUAUUUGACUGAUGUAGUUUACUUUUUUUAAAAUUAAUCAGAAAUCCCACUUUUAUCGUAUUGUCUCAUACAUGCUAUCUAUACAAAUGGAAAAUGUUGAUUUUCAGUGAUA